This is a messenger RNA of Arachis ipaensis, 1312 nucleotides long. Lineage: Eukaryota; Viridiplantae; Streptophyta; Magnoliopsida; Fabales; Fabaceae. The record is from RefSeq and is a predicted model, not a curated record.
CGCCACCGACAGCCGUCUAGAGGCAUAUGAAUAGUCGCCGCGAUGGGCGGAGUAACCUCCUCGAUCGCCGCGAAGUUCGCGUUCUUCCCGCCACAGCCGCCGUCGUACACGGUGGUAGCCGACACCUCCAGCGAAGGAGGUGCUUCUCAUCGGUUUUAUAUUCCCGAGGUUCCGAAGAAGGAGAACGUGGACGUUUUGAAGCUUAGAACCCGUCGAGGGAACGAAAUCGUGGCGGUUUAUGUCAAGUACCAUAAGCCAACUUGCACUAUGCUCUAUUCUCAUGGAAAUGCCGCCGAUUUGGGUCAGAUGUUUGAGCUCUUCGUUGAAUUGAGUAACCGUCUUCGCCUCAAUGUUAUGGGCCAACUGAAUAUAAUACAUAUGCAGAUAUUGAUGCUGCAUAUAAAUGCCUAAAAGAGCAAUAUGGAGUGAAAGAUGAGCAGUUGAUACUGUAUGGCCAAUCUGUUGGUAGUGGUCCCACACUUGAUCUGGCUUCACGGUUACCAGAGUUAAGAGGUGUUGUCUUGCAUAGUCCAAUUUUGUCAGGGCUGAGAGUGUUGUACCCGGUAAAACGGACAUACUGGUUUGAUAUUUACAAGAAUAUUGACAAGAUUGGUAUGGUCAAAUGUCCAGUUUUGGUUAUACAUGGGACAGCCGACGAAGUCGUGGAUGUAUCCCAUGGGAAACAGCUCUGGGAGCUUUGCAAGGAAAAGUAUGAACCCUUGUGGGUAAGUGGUGGUGGGCAUUGUAAUCUUGAGCUUUACCCAGAAUUCAUUAAACAUCUAAAGAAAUUUGUACAGACAGUUGGAAAAUCUAAAGGAACAUCAAAUGGUUCUAAAAAGGAUACAGUAGUACAAACCAAUGACCAAACCACAGCUAGCAAUGAAGUCGUAUCUGGAACUUCGAAUGCAUCUGAGCUUAGUAAAGAUCUUCCAGAAGCUUCGAGAAACAGUUUAGAUAGCCGCCUCGAGAAGUCGAAAAAAUCAAACCAACCAGAAAAAUCACGAAUGAGCACAGACCAUGUUGAUAGGUUUAGGAGAAGAAAGGGGUUAGUUUGGUAGUGUUUGUACACAGUAUCCAGAAGAAUAAAUUUUUCUUUUUAAGUAUAAACAUGGCGGGUAAUCUAAUUCCAAUUCCUCAGGUAAUGAAUUCUAAAUCUAAAUGAAUGUAUUAAUGUGAGAUUUAUGCCUUCUUUGCUUAUUUAAUUGUUCCAUAAUUCAGCUGUAAUGAAUUGAAUGUCAUGUAAAAUCAAUGGUUUGAUCUAAAUGUAAUCAUAAAGAUACUUUGUUUCGGUAAAAUACCAGCUUGAUCUUCA